Messenger RNA from Apis dorsata (giant honeybee), 2398 nucleotides. Its product is annotated as MATH and LRR domain-containing protein PFE0570w-like. The transcript has 6 exons. Bases 138 to 2261 code for a protein of 707 amino acids. The record is from RefSeq and is a predicted model, not a curated record. NCBI's taxonomy places the organism in Eukaryota, Metazoa, Arthropoda, Insecta, Hymenoptera, Apidae.
GUUACUAACAGUCAUGAAAACUGUAUCGUAAUAAUUACAAUUUGGCGCCAAUGGAGUUGGCAAUCGUUAUCAGAAAGUCAGCACCUUCGAAAUUUUUGAGUUUGAAUUUGAAUUGAAUAAAGUUUAAAUGUAAUGAAAUGAUUCCUUCAAAAUCUGGAAAUAAUUCUAGGCGAUCUUCUAUACUUAAGCCUCCCAAACCACGUCAUCCUCUACAGAACUUAAAUUUUAAUAAUUCAUCCAAUGAAAAUAGUCCUGCUACUACAACAAAAAUCAAAAGACGUGUUAGUUUUGCAGAAAAAAAGCAUGUCAAAGAAUUUUGUAAUUCUUUGGAGCAAGGAACAGUAUGGGAUAAUACAUAUGAAGAACAUGAUAUAAGUGAUAUUAAAAUAUCAUGUUCUUUUCAAAAAGAAUAUGAAUCUAAAAAUAUACAUAAAGAAAAUAUUUUUAAUAAUAUUCAUGAAAAUAAUGUGCAAUAUAUUUGUAAUGAAACAAUAACAAAAGAUAUAAAUAUUGACAGAUCUAAUUCAUAUAUUAUAAAUACAGUUGAAAAAGAAAAUUGUCGAGAUGAAAUGUUACUAAAUGAAUCAUUAAUUAUUUUUCAUAAUGUGGAUACUGAAAAAAAUGAAUCUAUUUUCUUGCAUGAUUCACAAUUAAAAAAUAAUAACUGUACAUCAAAAAAUAUUAUUGUGUAUGAAGAUUCUGAUAAAAAAUUAAUUGAACAAUCAAAUCAGAUAUCAGAUUAUUUAGAAUCAAAUGUAUGUAAUUUUGAUAAUAAUAAAUUAAAUAUCACAUCUGAUCAAAAUAUAUGUAUGGAUUUAACUGAAGUUGUUAGCCCUGCAAAUUCUAUUAAUCGUGAUGAAACAAAAAAGAUGCUUAAAAAUGCAUCAAUAGAAUUAAUAAAUGAUAUUUUACCAAAUAAGGAAAACUUUCAACAAUUUAAUAAAUCAAAUGUAGGAGAAUCUAGUAUAACAAAUCAAAAUAAAUCAAUGGAAAUUACUGUGUCCCAACCAUCUGUUAUUAAACUUAAUAAAAAUAUUGAUAACAUAAAUACAUUUUGUGUAGAUGACAAAACUAAAAGACUUGAUAUUUCAAUGGAAAUAACUUCAGCAAUACCAACUUCUUUAUGUAAUCUACAAUCAAAUAAUAAUGAUAUAAAUUAUUAUGUUUCUAAUUUAAUAUCAUAUAAUAAUGAUAAUAAGAUAACUCCUUUUCAUGACAUAUCAAUGAAUACUACUAAAGCUAUAGAAACAAUUGUUCAUAAAUCAUCUGACAGAUCACCUGUGGUACAAAAAAUAUCACAAUAUAACAUUACAAAACAAGAUGAAGAAACCAAAUUAUUAAAUACAUCUAUGGAAAUUACUAAAAUAGUUCCAAUUAAUGUACAUUCUGUAAUAAAAAAUUAUGGACCAAAUGAAAUUAAUUUUGAUACAGAAACUAAUGUUAAAAAGUUAAAAUAUGAUUCAGAUAUUUAUGAAACCUUAACAAAUUAUGAUAAAACAAAAUUUUAUAAUAAUGAAGAAAUGGAAUUUACCACAGCUAUAACAUCUUUACCUGCAAUAUGUCAAAAUAAUCUACAGUUAUCUAUGCAAGAUAUUUCUUGCACGCAAUUAAAUUCUUCAAAUUCAAUAUCUGAUAAUUCUGGAAAUCAUUCAUUGACAAAUAAAACUAUUAUUUUUGAUAACAAUUCAAUGACAGUUACUAAAAUAGUACCAACACUUGAUAGGAAGAAUCAAGACAUUAUCACAAAACUCUCCCAAAGUGAAAUAGAUUUUGAUAUAUGUUCUAGUAAAUUUAGACAAUCAAUAUUACCUGAUAAUUUUGAAAAAAAAAAUCUUAUAGAUGUUUCAAACAACAAAGAUAAUUUGUUAAGAGAUAAGAGUACUAUAGUAAAAAUUUCUUCUUUAUUAAACUCAGAUAUAAUUUCAAAUGAUAAUAAAAAAAUGGAACCUACCACAGCUAUAAUAUCUUCAUCUGCAUUAUAUCAAAAUAAUUUACAAAUACCGAAUACAAUACAGAAUAUUUCUUGCACACAACCAAAUUUUUCAAAUUUAAUAUCUGACUAUUGUAAAAAUCAUUCAUUGUUAAAAACUAACAAAACUAUUAUUUUUGAUGAUAAUUCAAUGAUAAUUACUAAAGUAGUACCAAUACUUAAUAAAAAGCAACAAGAUAUUAUGAUAACAGAUUCCCAAGAAAUAAAUUCUGAUAUAUAUUCUGCUAAAGUUAGACAGUCUAUAUUACAUAAUAGUAUAGAAAAGUCUUGAAAAAUAAUUCCAAACAUGUAAAUUCUUGUUUAUUAAGCACAAAUAUAGAAAACAAUGUUGUACAAAGUUCUACUCCAAUUAAAGUUCAGGAUUUUGUAAAUAUUAAACCUAGCAUGUCUUCGCAUGAAUCAAUGCAG